GUGAAAAUCAUAAAGAAAAUUCGUUGCUUUCACGAAGUAACCAUGAAUGCUUAUUUAAUUAUUAUUAAGAAAAAAUAUUAAAUAAACAAAUUAAAGAAAGCUCACAGCAAAUCACAUGCAAGACAAUUUUUUAUAUGAAAGUUUACGGUAUAUAAAAUCGAAAAUCCUAAACGCAGGCCACAUACGAGUACUUAAGUUGUAAAAAGUGCUAAUAAAACCACGCGAAAAAAUCCAAUAUGGCUUGGUUUUCAUUGUGAGAUUUUCCUGCUAAACUACAAAAGUCGAGAAAAGAAGCCAAAAAUCAGCUUUAUGAGCAGCUCAAAACGGCAGCAAAUAAUGAUUCAACUUCAAUGUCUUCAUUCCACGUCUAUGUUUUGUUUGGACUUUGUCAAAAAAGUAACAAGCUGAUGGCGCCGUGGUGUUUAAUCGGAGCACUAAUAUUUCUAUCAACAACGGCCGGAGAUAUUAUUGGAUCGCAAAGAAGCGGCAGCAGCACUGGAAAUGGAAAGUAUGACAAUGAAAAUGGCGGAUAUACCACAGCAGCCGUUAAUGUGGUUCUGGGUGGCGGUCGUGUUAACGGCAGUUCGAGUGGGAGUGGCAGUGGAGAAGGCACAACUGUGGUCAGUGGCAAUGGUGUGAUAGUGGCAGGUGGUAGUGGACUUUCGUCUAUGUUAAAUACUGUUGUUGAAGAGCCCGAAUUUACUGAAUACAUCGAAAACAUAACUGUACCUGCUGGACGAAAUGUUAAACUGGGUUGUUCUGUGAAGAAUCUUGGAUCAUAUAAGGUUGCCUGGAUGCAUUUCGAACAAUCUGCUAUCCUAACAGUACAUAAUCACGUGAUCACACGUAACCCGCGUAUCAGUGUAACGCAUGAUAAACAUGACCGUCAUCGGACAUGGUAUUUACAUAUAAACAACGUUCACCAAGAAGACAAGGGCCGGUAUAUGUGUCAGAUCAAUACAGUGACAGCGAAGACGCAAUUUGGUUACCUAAAUGUGGUGGUGCCACCCAACAUCGAUGACUCACUUAGCUCCAGUGAUGUUAUUGUGCGUGAGGGUUCGAAUAUCUCCUUACGCUGUCGAGCGACAGGUAGUCCAAGGCCGAUCAUAAAAUGGAAGAGAGAUGACAAUUCAAGAAUCACAAUCAAUAAAAACCAUAUAGUGAACGAAUGGGAGGGAGAUACACUGGAGAUUACACGAAUAUCCCGCCUGGAUAUGGGUGCCUACCUAUGCAUAGCAUCGAAUGGAGUGCCACCAAGCGUGUCCAAGCGCAUAAAAGUCAGUGUGGAUUUUCCUCCAAUGCUUUUAAUACCACAUCAGCUGGUGGGCGCUCCCGAAGGUUUCAAUGUUACAAUCGAAUGUUUCACAGAAGCACAUCCAACCUCCCUGAAUUAUUGGACACGCGGAGAAGGACCAAUAAUACACGACUCCUACAAAUACAAGGUGGAAUCAAGUGUGGGUGUACCAGUUUAUAAAACUCAUAUGAGACUUACAAUCAUAAAUGUUGGUAGUGGCGAUGAUGGAAUUUAUAAAUGUGUAGCCAAAAAUCCACGUGGAGAAACAGAUGGUGUAAUUCGGUUGUAUGUUUCAUAUCCGCAGACUACUCUACCUCCAGGUCUGCUUUCAACGGAAGCACGUAGAGAUGGAUAUUUCGGCCAUGGAAGUGAAAGCUCACGAUCAAAUUAUGGUCAAGACAAAAGCACACGUUUUCUUUCAAAUUUGAACGAAAUCGGCUUGUCGGAGCAAAAAUCAUAUGCGGAUAAGAUAAAUAAUGGUUCAGACUCAAGUGGUAGACACGACGAUAAGCAUCAUUUAAGCCAUGGCGCAUUACGAAAUGUUCUUACCAAACAACUACUCUGGAUUGUUGCUUUGAUAUUAUUCAGACAAUGAUUUUGAAACUGAAGGAAUCUGUUAUUAUUCAAAUAUAUAGAUAUAUAUAUAUAUGUUCUACUACGUAGACAUACAUACACAUGUGUGUGCACUAAAUCGUAUAAUUUGAGGUUAUCCUUGCACUGCCUUCUUACUUUCGGACUGAGUGUUGUAUUCAAAUUUAGUUGAAACUGUUGGUUCCAUCGUUUACAUCAAAAUCAGAGAGUGAUUGUGAUAUAAAUUUCGGCUUCAAUAAUAGGUCAGUCCGGAUGAUGUCAAUAAAUUUCAAAAUUUCCGCAGCUUCAAAAUAUACUCUGACAGGAAAAAUAUUUUCUUUAUGCUCUAAUCUGUUAUUCAGGCCUAGGCGAAGUUGAGCAAUCUUAGAACAGAGGGUGGUCUCCGACUAAAUUUUCUGACUAUUGUGUCAAACUUCCUUUUCUUGCCCACUUACGCGUUUUAACAUGUACGAAGUUGUUCCCAAUCGCUUUAAUUUUAAUCUUUGCAUGCAAUCGAUAAUAAGUAUGUGACACAACAUCAACAUCGAUUACGAUAAGUAUAAUCCCUAAACAUAGCUAGCUUCCCCUGGAGUAGGAAGGCAAAAGAGUGCACUCAAUGAAUACACCGCUUUAUUGAUAUACUCAUACAUAUGAAACCAAAUUAAAACAUACAUAUACAUAUAUACAAUACAUAUCGCUGCCGCCACGUAAAAGCUGUUUUAAUAUUUAUUUUGAAGAAAACGAUGGAAAAAUCUCCACACACAGUGGUGUAAGCGAAAGAAUUUUUUUAGCUUUAUCGUUGGUAGUAGCUGCCGGUGAAAUCUUCUAACUUUCUUUUUCGUAUGUGUAUGUACAUAAUUAAGUACAAUAACCUACAGAGCUUAAGGCCAAUCAAAUAGAUUUCAAGUUGUAGUUCUCACUCUUUACCGUGGUGACGCUGAUCAUUUAUUUAUUUAUAUAUAAAUACCUCUAUAAAUAUACGAAUAUGCAAAAACUUGUAACUUUAUAUAUGUAAAUACUUUUAAUAUAUAAUCGAAGGCAAAAAUUAAUGAUAAAGUAGAUAAAAAAAUGAGUAAAUCAAUUAACACAGCGCUUAAUGCGCUUUAUGUUGCCUUUAGCGAGAAAACAUAUUGGGGUGAACACGCCUAAAAGUGCUCUAAGAAAGCUUAACAUAUCCCUAUGAUAAGAGUAAUGCUUAGCAGUACAUUCAUAUAAAUACAAUAUAUACAUACAUAAAUACAAUGUAAACAACUAAAUACCGACAUAUAUCUAUAUAAAUAUGCAUAAAUAUAUACGAAUUUAGCAUAAGUGAAUGUAAAAACAUACUACAUACAUAUAUAUUGUACUAUAAAACAAUUGAAGUACACAUUCAUACCUUGAA
Ceratitis capitata (Mediterranean fruit fly) is the source of this 3245-nucleotide messenger RNA. It is a transcript of the gene DIP-zeta, whose product is annotated as lachesin. Gene Ontology annotation, cellular component: neuron projection. The transcript has 10 exons. NCBI's taxonomy places the organism in Eukaryota, Metazoa, Arthropoda, Insecta, Diptera, Tephritidae. The coding region runs from base 351 to 1889 and encodes 512 amino acids. The record is from RefSeq and is a predicted model, not a curated record.